Paramacrobiotus metropolitanus is the source of this 1232-nucleotide messenger RNA. RefSeq names its product phospholysine phosphohistidine inorganic pyrophosphate phosphatase-like. Gene Ontology annotation, molecular function: inorganic diphosphate phosphatase activity; phosphatase activity. The record is from RefSeq and is a predicted model, not a curated record. Gene Ontology annotation, cellular component: cytosol. Lineage: Eukaryota; Metazoa; Tardigrada; Eutardigrada; Parachela; Macrobiotidae. Gene Ontology annotation, biological process: dephosphorylation. The coding region runs from base 133 to 945 and encodes 270 amino acids. The transcript is spliced from 2 exons.
GUCAAAAAGACGAAAUAAAAAUAAAAUACUUUUGUUUGUUCUAGUUGGAAUUCUAGCUAUUUUGCUCCAUGUUCCAGGUUUAACCUGGCCGCAUCUGUGAUUGGGAGAGUGCUGCAGCGAAAACAGUCUUCGAUGCAUAUCGAUAUGUCUAAGAAAUGGCUGGAAGGGAAGGGGUUUCUGCUGGAUAUCACCGGAGUGCUGUACGAUAGUUGUGGCGCGACGGGAACCGCUAUUCCCGGGUCCAUCGAAGCCCUGCAGCUGCUACGACAGCAUCAUGUUCCCUUCCGUUUUAUCACCAACGAAAGCACCUCCGACCGCCAGCACUUGGCCGUGAAACUCAACACGCUGGGCUUUGAGAUCGGCGCGGAAGAGAUCAUCGCACCAGCACCACAGGUUGUCAAGAUUCUGCGCGAACGCGGUCUGCGCCCAUUCCUCCUAGUAAAAGACACCGUCCUCCCCGAAUUCGCCGGCCUCAACACCAUGAACCCCAACUGCGUGGUGAUGGGCGACGCGCAGGACAACUUCUCCUACGAGAACAUCAACCGCGCCUUCUCCGUCCUCAUCAACCUCGCACAGCCGGUCCUCAUAUCCAUGGGCUGCGGCCGGUACUACAAAGAGACCGACGGCUUAAAAAUGGACGUGGGGGCCUACUGCAAGGGCCUAGAGUACGCCUGCGGCAUCCAGGCGGAAUACUGCGGCAAACCCGAUCCCCGUUUCUUCCAGGCGGCCCUGGACAGUCUCGGGCUGGAGUCGGACACGGUGGUGAUGGUGGGGGAUGAUGUGCGGAAUGAUGUGAACGGGGCGCAGAAGGCCGGGAUGAUGGGGGUGCUGGUGCAGACGGGGAAGUAUCGGACGGGCGAUGAGGGACGCGGGGAGAAGCGGCCCGAUGCUGUGAUGGGGAAUCUGCUGGGGGUGGUCAGAGCGUAUUUGGAUGCCGCGAAAUAAGCCGGAUAGACGAUUGGUAAAUAAAUUUUACAAUUUUUUUCCUCGGUGAAUAUAGGCUGGAAGCUUUUUUUUGUUUUACUGGUGUUUUUUGAUUCCCGGACGUGCCUUUAUUAGACCAGAUUUAUCGGAUAAUCUACGAGUUAUCGGAAUAUAUUGUUGACAUAAUCUCUGCAGGAUAAUUCAGCUGACGUUGUUAAGGCUACAAUUUAUCGCGAAGCGUUGUUGAAGUUUGAUUUUCCACUGGUGGAGUUGCAAAUGCAUUGUAAAAUUUAAACAAAAAUGCGAAA